Messenger RNA from Closterium sp. NIES-65, 603 nucleotides. Lineage: Eukaryota; Viridiplantae; Streptophyta; Zygnematophyceae; Desmidiales; Closteriaceae. The record is from the annotation of a GenBank genome assembly.
AUGCUCACUUCUCAAUAUGUGCUUGCCCAUAUGUUCACGCUCACAUCAUAUGUAUUCCCUGCCGGUGCAUGUGCUCUGCAGCAAGCCAGAUGCAAGCGUUCGUAUUUGAGGCACCUCAAAAAUAGUCUCCCCCCUCCUCCGCUCCCUCUGUCCCCCCCUCCUCCGCUCCCUCUAUCUCCCCCCUCCUCCGCUCCCUCUGUCUCCCCCCUCCUCCGCUCCCUCUGUCUCCCCCCUCCUCCGCUCCCUCUGUCUCCCCCCUCCUCCGCUCCCUCUCCUUCAAACCCCUCAUGCACCGGCCAGUCUCUGCCAGUGCACGUGCUUCGCAGCAAGUCAGUCCAAAAGCGCCUGCUCGUUGCACUGGAGCCACCCUUUCCCAACCUCCCUUGUUCCCUGCCAGUGCACGCAGCAGCUGAGCUGGAAGCAGUGGCAGCCAGUCUCAGAGAGACACCUGGCAUAACGUCGGUGACUCUGGGGCGUGUGAUUGGUGGAGGCGCCUUGGCUCCUGGAUUUCAGAUCUUCCUGGCAUCACAGUCAGACUCAGAUUACAAGCUUGUAGCACGUGCUGGGCUGACCAUCCAAGAGGUAAUGAUCUUCCUUGACUAA